Molecule: messenger RNA, 2973 nt
Organism: Rhinopithecus roxellana (golden snub-nosed monkey)
Lineage: Eukaryota; Metazoa; Chordata; Mammalia; Primates; Cercopithecidae
Gene: FZD8
Product: frizzled class receptor 8
Exons: 1
Coding region: 161-2242 (693 amino acids)
Biological process (GO): non-canonical Wnt signaling pathway; canonical Wnt signaling pathway
Cellular component (GO): plasma membrane
Molecular function (GO): Wnt receptor activity; Wnt-protein binding
Source: RefSeq, a predicted model, not a curated record
CCUACGAGGGGCUAGAUUAUCAGCAGACACCUCUCCCGAGCGAGGCAUAAGGGAGAUCCCAGAUCACCCGCUUUCCCCGUCUCCGGCUCUCUCGUGGGCCCCCCCCGCACCCCUCUGCGCGCCGCCUGGAGGGCGAGGGCACCGGGCCGAGGCGCACAGCAUGGAGUGGGGUUACCUGUUGGAAGUGACCUCGCUGCUGGCCGCCUUAGCGCUGCUGCAGCGCUCUAGCGGCGCGGCGGCCGCCUCGGCCAAGGAGCUGGCGUGCCAAGAGAUCACCGUGCCGCUGUGUAAGGGCAUCGGCUACAACUACACCUACAUGCCCAACCAGUUCAACCACGACACGCAGGACGAGGCGGGCCUGGAGGUGCACCAGUUCUGGCCGCUGGUGGAGAUCCAGUGCUCGCCCGACCUCAAGUUCUUCCUGUGCAGCAUGUACACGCCCAUCUGCCUGGAGGACUACAAGAAGCCGCUGCCGCCCUGCCGCUCGGUGUGCGAGCGCGCCAAGGCCGGCUGCGCGCCGCUCAUGCGUCAGUACGGCUUCGCCUGGCCCGACCGCAUGCGCUGCGACCGGCUGCCCGAACAGGGCAACCCUGACACGCUGUGCAUGGACUACAACCGCACCGACCUCACCACCGCUGCGCCCAAUCCCCCGCGCCGCCUGCCGCCGCCGCCGCCCGGCGAGCAGCCGCCCUCGGGCAGCGGCCACGGCCGCCCGCCGGGGGCCAGGCCCCCGCAUCGCGGCGGCGGCAGGGGCGGUGGCGGCGGGGACGCGGCGGCACCCCCAGCUCGCGGUGGCGGCGGUGGCGGGAAGGCGCGGCCCCCUGGCGGCGGCGCGGCUCCCUGCGAGCCCGGGUGCCAGUGCCGCGCGCCCAUGGUGAGCGUGUCCAGCGAGCGCCACCCGCUCUACAACCGCGUCAAGACAGGCCAGAUCGCCAACUGCGCGCUGCCCUGCCACAACCCCUUCUUCAGCCAGGACGAGCGCGCCUUCACCGUCUUCUGGAUCGGCCUGUGGUCGGUGCUCUGCUUCGUGUCCACCUUCGCCACCGUCUCCACCUUCCUCAUCGACAUGGAGCGCUUCAAGUACCCGGAGCGGCCCAUCAUCUUUCUCUCGGCCUGCUACCUCUUCGUGUCAGUGGGCUACCUGGUGCGCCUGGUGGCGGGCCACGAGAAGGUGGCGUGCAGCGGCGGCGCGCCGGGCGCGGGCGGUGCGGGCGGCGCGGGCGGCGCGGCGGCGGGCGCGGGUGCGGCGGGCGCGGGCGCGGGAGGCCCGGGCGGGCGCGGCGAGUACGAGGAGCUCGGCGCGGUGGAGCAGCACGUGCGCUAUGAGACCACCGGCCCCGCGCUGUGCACCGUGGUCUUCUUGCUGGUCUACUUCUUCGGCAUGGCCAGUUCCAUCUGGUGGGUGAUUUUGUCGCUCACGUGGUUUCUGGCGGCCGGCAUGAAGUGGGGCAACGAAGCCAUCGCCGGCUACUCGCAGUACUUCCACCUGGCCGCAUGGCUCGUGCCCAGCGUUAAGUCCAUCGCAGUGCUGGCGCUCAGCUCGGUGGACGGCGACCCAGUGGCGGGCAUCUGCUACGUGGGCAACCAGAGCCUGGACAACCUGCGCGGCUUCGUGCUGGCGCCGCUGGUCAUCUACCUCUUCAUUGGCACCAUGUUCCUGCUGGCCGGCUUCGUGUCGCUCUUCCGCAUCCGCUCAGUCAUCAAGCAGCAGGACGGCCCUACCAAGACGCACAAGCUGGAGAAGCUGAUGAUCCGCCUGGGCCUGUUCACCGUGCUCUACACCGUGCCUGCGGCGGUGGUGGUCGCCUGCCUCUUCUACGAGCAGCACAACCGCCCGCGCUGGGAGGCCACGCACAACUGCCCGUGCCUGCGGGACCUACAGCCUGACCAGGCGCGCAGGCCCGACUACGCCGUCUUCAUGCUCAAGUACUUCAUGUGCCUAGUGGUGGGCAUCACCUCGGGCGUGUGGGUCUGGUCUGGCAAGACGCUGGAGUCCUGGCGCUCCCUGUGCACCCGCUGCUGCUGGGCCAGUAAGGGCGCCGCAGUGGGCGGGGGCGCGGGCGCCACGGCCGCGGGGGGCGGCGGCCAGCCAGGGGGCGGUGGCGGGGGGGUGCCCGGCGGCGGGGGGCCGGGCGGUGGCGCGGGCUCCCUCUACAGCGACGUCAGCACCGGCCUGACGUGGCGGUCGGGCACGGCCAGCUCCGUGUCUUAUCCAAAGCAGAUGCCAUUGUCCCAGGUCUGAGCGGAGGGGAGGGGGCGCCCAGGAGGGGUGGGGAGGGGGGCGAGGAGACCAAGUGCAGCGAAGGGACACUUGAUGGGCUGAGGUUCCCACCCCUUCACAGUGUUGAUUGCUAUUAGCAUGAUAAUGAACUCUUAAUGGUAUCCAUUAGCUGGGACUUAAAUGACUCACUUAGAACAAAGUACCUGGCAUUGAAGCCUCCCAGCCCCAGCCCCUAUUCCUCCAUUGAUGUGUGGGGAGUUCCUCCCGCCACGCGUUAAUUUCUGUUGGCUGAGGAGGGUGGACUCUGCGGCGUUUCCGGAACCCGAGGUUUGGAGCCCUCCCUGGCUGCACUUGGCUGGGUUUGCAGUCAGAUACACAGAUUUCACCUGGGAGAACCUCUUUUUCUCCGUCGACUCUCCUACGUAAACUCCCACCCCUGACUUACCCUGGAGGAGGGGUGACCGCGACCUGAUGGGAUUGGGUAUUCUUAAUGACCAGGCAAAUGCCUUAAGUAAACAAACAAGAAAUGUCUUAAUUAUACACCCCAAGUAAAUACGGGUUUCUUACAUUAGAGGAUGUAUUUAUAUAAUUAUUUGUUAAAUUGUAAAAAAAAAAAAAAGUGUAAAGUAUGUAUAUAUCCAAAGAUAUACAGUGUGUACAUGAUUUUGUAAAAAGUUUAGAGGCUUACCCCUGUAAGAACAGAUAUAAGUAUUAUAUUUUGUCAAUAAAAUGACUUUUGAUAAAUGAUUUAA